Molecule: messenger RNA, 687 nt
Organism: Chlorella variabilis
Lineage: Eukaryota; Viridiplantae; Chlorophyta; Trebouxiophyceae; Chlorellales; Chlorellaceae
Exons: 4
Coding region: 1-687 (228 amino acids)
Biological process (GO): regulation of transcription by RNA polymerase II
Cellular component (GO): mediator complex
Molecular function (GO): transcription coregulator activity
Source: RefSeq, a predicted model, not a curated record
AUGGCCUCCCAGAACACGGCACUGAAGGAGUUGCUCCUCGGCUCGGGCUCCGGCCAGCUGAACCUGUCGGCGGUCCGAGCCCGUGCCGAGGAGUUGAAGCGCUCACUAGACCAGAUCAUCCAAGGCCUCCAGUUUGCGGCAGACAGGGUGCAGUGGCCUGACGUGCUGGACCGCUUUGCCGUGAUCAACGUGCAGUACCAGCACCUGCUGGACGCGCUGCGCCCGCUGCUGCGCCAGUUUGCCGCCUACCCGCGCUCCGUCAACCAGACCAACGCCCCCAUCCUGCCCAUCAUGCUGGCCACCAAGCUGCUGCCGGAGAUGGAGGGGGAGGAGGCGGAGCUGCUGCAGGAGCUGGAGGCGGAGCGGCGGCGGCGGGGCGGGGAGGGCCAGGCGGCGGCGGCGGCGCAGCUGUCCAUGGCGGAGCAGUUUGCGUGGGUGCAGGACCAGGAGCAGCAGCUGAACCACCUGAUCGACCAGCUGGCGCGGGAGGAGGGCAGCCCGCUGGGCGAGAGGCGCCGCAAGGAGGUGCAGGCGGCGGCGGCCAAGGCGGCGGCGGCGACGGCGGCGCCCGCCACGCGCCCGCCUGCGCCGGCGGCGCGGCAGCCGCAGCAAGGGGGGCCACCCAGGGGGCCGGGGGCGCCAGACCCGCUGUUGGCGGCGGUCACUUUUGGCACCGGGCUCAGCUGA